AUAAACAAACGCAAAGGAUCUUAAAUUGACAUACGUGUAUCCUCCAAUGAAAGACAACCACGUAAGACCCCAACUUUGACAUCCUUGUUGAGUUCACCAGUACUUGGUAACCUGUUUUGUUGGAAACUCUUCUGAAUUCUCUUUCUCUUCCUUCACCGUCUUCUUCUCUUCACAUCCUAAUCACUUCUCAACUUUCUCUUCAUUUUCUCUUUACUUUCUUCAAUCUCACUUCCACCAUGACAUCCAUUAUUAGCCUUAACCAACAACCCCUUUUGCAUCUUUUACUCCUACUUCUGAUGCUGUUUUCUUCUUCCACCGAAUCCCUCAGAUUCGAACUCCAAUCUGGUGCAACCAAAUGCAUCUCUGAGGACAUGAAGAGCAGUUCCAUGACAGUUGGCAAGUACUCCGUCGUUAAUCCCAACGAGGGUUAUCCCUUACCCGAUUCCCACAGAGUCACCGUUAGGGUGACUUCGUCUCAUGGAAACAACUAUCACUACGGAGAUCGUGUUCAAUCGGGUCAGUUUGCAUUUCUUGCAGCGGAAGCUGGAGAUUAUAUGACUUGUUUUUGGGCUGUGGAAAGCAAACCAGAGGUGAAGUUGACUAUUGAUUUGGAAUGGAAGACUGGUGUAGCAGCCAAGGAUUGGUCCAAGGUUGCUAAGAAAGGGCAAGUUGAUGUAAUGGAAAUAGAACUAAAGAAGUUACAAGAAACUGUUACUUCCAUUCAUGACGAGAUGUUUUUUCUUCGUGAAAGAGAAGAAGAAAUGCAGGAGCUCAACAGAAGAACCGACAACAGAAUGUUCUGGUUGAGUUUGCUAUCACUCUUUGUCUGCUUGUCAGUAGCUGGGUUGCAACUAUGGCACUUGAAGUCGUUCUUCGAGAAAAAGAAAAUCAUUUAAAAUUAUGAUAGUUUAUUUUAUAUGUGCUCUUGUAAAAUAUACCGGCAUUAAUUUAUCCAGAGGAUCCGCAUUAUGGUAGAGUCAGUUGUUAAAUGCAAAUCAGGUGUGACAAGACGAGUUUCAAAGGAAUUGAUGUAGUGCAAUUUGAGGGUUAAGCAAGAUGUGUUCGGGUGAAAUUGCAAUUCUGCUCUGAUCUAGUGAGACAAUGAUAGUUUGCCAGAAAAUAUCAUUUCCUUUCCUGUCUUUUUGCCUCUUGUUUAUUUCACAUCCCAAGUGUGGGAGCAUAAUUUUUCAUCUAAAUAUGAAUUGAGCAAGUUGAAAAGCUGUUUUGUUUUGGGCUUACUUCUUUAAUGGAUUAAUAGUUAAGUAAUUAUAUUUUCCUUGAAGCUGAACUUAAAUAGAAUUUGGUGUUAUGAGUUUUGAAUC
This is a messenger RNA of Lathyrus oleraceus (garden pea), 1322 nucleotides long. Its product is annotated as transmembrane emp24 domain-containing protein p24delta9. Bases 237 to 896 code for a protein of 219 amino acids. Lineage: Eukaryota; Viridiplantae; Streptophyta; Magnoliopsida; Fabales; Fabaceae. The transcript has 4 exons. The record is from RefSeq and is a predicted model, not a curated record.